UCUUAUUCUAGCUCUCACAACAUUUCCCCUUGUUUUUUACACAAACUUGAUGUAAUCUUAUCUUUGGUUAUUGCAUGUCCUUUGACACUUUUAUGUAGAUGACAUUAGGGGAGAUAUUGCCUAGUUGUAUAGGACGCUAGCAUGUCCACGCAACGGGGAACACCGUAAAUAUCCUCUCCAACCAUGCCUAUUCUCGUCACUCUCCAUAUCAAUGUCCACACAAUACAUACACCAAAUAAAUAUAUAUAUUAAAACCUUCACUACACCCCUCUCUCAAAGUCACACAAAAACCACACAAGCAAGAAAGAAAGAAAGAUGGAGAACUCAUCAUCUUCAAACUAUCUCUACCGAGAGUGCCUCCGCAACCAUGCAGCCAGCCUGGGCAGCUAUGCCACGGAUGGCUGCGGGGAGUUCACCCUCGACGCGGAUAGCGUCUCGUCCCCUUCCCUCCAGUGCAUGGCCUGCGGCUGUCAUCGCAACUUCCACCGCAAGGUCACGUGCCCUGCGGUGGAAGGGCCGCAGGUCGUGACUGGAGGGAGCGGAGACAUGAUGGAGUAUUCAGGAGGGGAGGGAAGAAUGGAGAUGGGAGAGAGGAGUGGUGGAGGAAGCAGCAAGAAGAGGUUCAGGACGAAGUUUAGCGCUGAGCAGAAGGAGAAGAUGUUGGGGUUUGCGGAGAAGCUAGGGUGGAAGCUGCAGAGGAAAGAGGUGGAUGAUGAGAUUGAGAGGUUCUGUAAGAGUGUGGGAGUCACUAGACAAGUUUUCAAGGUGUGGAUGCAUAACCACAAGAACAAUUCUAACUCUUCUACUAAUUCUUCUGUUAAUCUCUCUUCUCUCACUCAGUCAUGAUCCCACUUCCUAAACUUAAUUAGAGGGAGAGAGAGAUGCAUGUAUCUUAUUAUUGCUAUUUUUAAAAUAUUUUCUUCUCUUUUUUUUCUUUUCUUUUUCUUUUUAAAUCGAGGCUUGGAAGUAAUGAUUUUGUAAUUUAUCUAUAUCCUUGAUGCAUGCGUUAGUAUACAUUUGUUUUUUAUUUUUCUUUUUGAGUUUUUUACUUGAGGAAAAAUAAGGAG
Molecule: messenger RNA, 1067 nt
Organism: Glycine soja
Lineage: Eukaryota; Viridiplantae; Streptophyta; Magnoliopsida; Fabales; Fabaceae
Product: zinc-finger homeodomain protein 9-like
Exons: 1
Coding region: 316-846 (176 amino acids)
Biological process (GO): regulation of DNA-templated transcription; regulation of developmental process
Cellular component (GO): nucleus
Molecular function (GO): DNA-binding transcription factor activity; transcription cis-regulatory region binding
Source: RefSeq, a predicted model, not a curated record